AUGGCUUUUCUUGAACUCCCAACCGAACUUCGACAGCGAAUACUCGAUCUUGCCAUAUGCUCUUGGCAGACGCCUCCCGAAUCCCCAUCCGCAAGUCAGCGUGACCGUAGCAAUCCCCGCGAUGGGUUCUGGUAUGACUACUGCAUCUGGCAGCUGCCUCCUAAGAACCUCGCGUUGCCGCUCCUGUUGGUGAACCGGCAAUUUUGCGCGGAUGUCCAAAAGGUUCUUCAGCUUUUUGGCACUAAUUACCACGUCGACAUCAUGUUCGUUAAGGACCGCGGCUUCUGGACAACUUGGUCUAUCCCCGCGCUCCCCAGGACGCAGUACAUUGAUUCUGUCCACGCGACUUUCAGGAUCUUCGAGCCUACGCAGGAUUUGGACGAGAAAUUUAAAGGUAGUCUAUUUCUUAAUGCCUACGAUGAAAGCUCGAGCGGUGGGAUAUUAAGUUUCCACUUCUUGCUGGCCGCGCUUUUACGGUCCGGCCCGGGUUUUCUCGAACCGUCCUCGAAUGCAUUUGAUCCGUCUUCACCAUACGCCAUUAAGAGAAUUUUGAUUGAUGUUUUGUCUCCGACGGACGGUGUUGAGCAUAGUAGCAUCAUCGCAAGCAACGAAGAGUUUCAAACCAAUCAUUUGUGGCAUAGAGCUGGCGUGCUCAAAGACCAACUUCAUGGCGUGCAGAUAGCCCCAGACACGAGGCUGGUCGAGCACAUGCUCUGGGGGUUUAGAAUGCUCUGGGACUUGAACUCUGAAAGCCUAGAGUAUGGCGCGAUUGUGCUGGAGGGGGUACGUGAUACCAUAGAUUUUAUGGUAAAUGGUGAACUUCAUACGAGUUUCGACGUGGCCGAACGGGUGAAGACGAUGCAGAUGCCGGUGCAUCCUAGGACCGAGCCUCCUGAAUACUCCUUGAGGCGGGAGACAGGGUAUCGGAAAUGGCGGAAGUGGCUCGAUGAGAGGAGGAAGCUGAUGGAGCAAGGUCUGGUGUUUGACCCAAAACGCCCUGUACAGGUCAUCUAUCUGUGA
Molecule: messenger RNA, 1020 nt
Organism: Clonostachys rhizophaga
Lineage: Eukaryota; Fungi; Ascomycota; Sordariomycetes; Hypocreales; Bionectriaceae
Source: the annotation of a GenBank genome assembly